Messenger RNA from Phragmites australis (common reed), 1859 nucleotides. RefSeq names its product beta-ketoacyl-[acyl-carrier-protein] synthase III, chloroplastic-like. The transcript has 8 exons. Gene Ontology annotation, cellular component: chloroplast. The record is from RefSeq and is a predicted model, not a curated record. Lineage: Eukaryota; Viridiplantae; Streptophyta; Magnoliopsida; Poales; Poaceae. The coding region runs from base 311 to 1507 and encodes 398 amino acids. Gene Ontology annotation, molecular function: 3-oxoacyl-[acyl-carrier-protein] synthase activity. Gene Ontology annotation, biological process: fatty acid biosynthetic process.
GAGGGCAAACAAAGCUCGGGUCGUUCCGGGGCAAAGCUAUCAGCCACAUCGCCCUCCCCUUAAAAAAAAACCUCCCUCGCCUCGGGGGCGGAGCUUUCGAAGCUCGCCCACUACCUCCAACCCUCGCAACCAUCUCCGCCGCCCACUGUUCCCACCGCCGCCGCCUCUAUAUCUCCCCCAUCGCAUGCCCUGCUCGCUGUCACUGCCCCCUCCUCCCCCUCCCGUCCACAAGUGACCCCCUUCAGCUGCCGCAUCUCUCCCUCGCGCCGUCGCCGCCGCCGCCGCCACGAGAUCUCCGGCUGCCCGCGCCAUGGUCGCCGCCUCCGGCAUCGCGCCGCCGCGGGCGGCUGCUCCCUGCCCGCGCACGCGCGGUGGCUUCCGGUCCGGAUUCCUCCGACUCGCGCCGCCGUUGCCGCCGCCGCAGCUCCGGUGCUGCGCCUCAACUGUCGACGAUGGCGUCGUAUCCGCAGCGGCCUCCAAGCCCCGCCUCCUCAGAGUGGUUGGUAUGGGUUCAAAGCUCGUUGGAUGUGGAUCGGCCACCCCAACACUUAGCAUUUCAAAUGAUGACCUUUCAAAAAUAGUUGAAACGUCUGAUGAAUGGAUCGCAGCGCGAACUGGGAUUCGGAAUAGGAGAGUUCUUUCAGGAGAUGAAACAUUGCGGGGGCUCUCAAUACAGGCAGCACAAAGGGCUCUUGAGAUGGCUCAAGUAAAAGCUGAUGAUGUUGACCUUGUUCUCCUUUGUACAUCUACUCCAGAUGAUCUGUUUGGAGGUGCUGCUCAGGUGCUAACCGAAGUGGGGUGCACAAAUGCAUUUGGAUUUGAUAUUACAGCUGCUUGCAGUGGGUUCAUAGUUGGCUUAAUCACAGCUACUCGUUUUAUCAAAGGUGGAGGUCUUCGGAAUGUCCUGGUAGUUGGUGCAGAUGCUCUUUCGAAAUUCGUGGAUUGGACAGACCGGGGUACAUGCAUCCUUUUUGGUGAUGCUGCUGGUGCUGUGUUGGUUCAGGCUUGCAGUGCAGAUGAAGAUGGCUUGCUAGGUUUUUGCGUUCAAAGUGAUGGCAACGGACAAAAGUACCUAAAUGCUGCAACAUUAAACGAUGAGUCAAUCUUGGCCAAUACCAACGGGGGUCCUGGAUUCCCACCAAAAAAGGCAACCUACUCUUGCAUUCAAAUGAAUGGAAAGGAAGUUUUCCGCUUUGCUGUGCGCUGCGUGCCACAGUCCAUUGAGAAGGCACUAGAAGAAGCUGGUUUACCUGCCUCCAGUAUCGAUUGGCUAUUGCUGCAUCAAGCUAAUCAGCGGAUUAUUGAUGCUGCUGCCAGUCGGUUAGAUAUUCCAUCUGAUAAAGUUAUUUCAAACCUUGCUAAUUACGGCAACACAAGUGCCGCAUCCAUUCCGUUAGCAUUGGAUGAGGCUGUUCGCAGCGGCAAGGUGAAGACAGGUGAUAUUAUCGCGGCAUCAGGUUUUGGAGCCGGACUUACAUGGGGUUCAGCUAUUGUCAAAUGGGGCUAAUCAUUCCACGAGAACCAUGGCAGCACAUCAGAAAGAUGGCUUUUCAAAGACUCUGCAUGGCCUUGGGGUCCUAUAUUUAAUGGUUCAUUUACCCAUUUCUUUGUGCAACAUUUUUCUUUUGCAUCUGUCAUCUUUCUUGCACAUGAAAAAUCAGUGGCACUUUGCCUUUCAUCUAUUCCUUUGGCUCAUUACACAGCUCAGUUUUCCACGUGGUUAGCAGAAAGUUUGUAAUGUAGUUAUAAUCAGUGGUUUGAGUGGUGAAUGGAAAUGUUUGCGUCGAGAUUACAAUGGUGUCAUUAAAGAGAUUACAUUGUAAAGUUAAUGGGCCUUCUUAACAAGAUUUUGUCUGAAA